Molecule: messenger RNA, 1208 nt
Organism: Abrus precatorius (Indian licorice)
Lineage: Eukaryota; Viridiplantae; Streptophyta; Magnoliopsida; Fabales; Fabaceae
Product: putative 12-oxophytodienoate reductase 11
Exons: 5
Coding region: 81-1169 (362 amino acids)
Molecular function (GO): FMN binding; oxidoreductase activity
Source: RefSeq, a predicted model, not a curated record
AAUCGAAAUAAAAGGGAAGAAAGACCAAUUAGGAAGAAAAAAAACAAAAAGGAAAAGAAGACAAAUAAUUCGACCCAAAAAUGCCUGAACAAAAUCAUGCCAUUCCUCUUCUUACUCCUUACACGAUGGGAAACUUCAGUCUUUCCCAUAGAAUCGUUUUGGCACCACUGUUUAGAGCAAGAUCUUACAAUAAUGUUCCUCAGCCCCAUGCUGCCAUAUAUUACUCUCAAAGAGCUAGCAAGGGAGGUCUUUUGAUAGCUGAAGCUAAUUCUAUUUCACCCACUUCUCAAAACCAUCCAAACACACCUGGGAUAUGGUCAAGAGAGCAAAUCGAAGCAUGGAAACCUGUUGUGGAUGCUGUUCAUGCCAAAGGUGGUAUAUUCUUCUGUCAGAUUUGUCAUGUUGGAAGGGUUUCAGAUCCAGAUUUUAAGCCAAAUGGGCAAGCUCCAAUAUCAUCAACUAACAAGCCACUGGCACAAGAUGGUAAUGACCUGAAACCAAGGCAGCUAAGAACAGAUGAAAUUCCUCAUAUUGUCAAUGACUUCAGACUUGCUGCAAGGAAUGCUAUGGAAGCAGGCUUUGAUGGAGUUGAGAUCCAUGGGGCACAUGGUUUUCUAAUUGACCAAUUUUUGAAAGAUCAAGUUAACAACAGAACAGACAAAUAUGGUGGGUCUCUAGAGAAUCGUUGCCGCUUUGCACUAGAAGUUGUUGAAGCUGUUGUUCAAGAAAUAGGGGCAGAUAGAGUUGGAAUGAGACUAUCACCUUUUUCAGACUACAAUGAAUGUGUUGAUUCUAACCCUGAAGCUUUGGGCCUCUACAUGGUCAAAUCUCUUAACAAACAUGGUGUUCUUUAUUGCCACAUGGUUGAGCCAAGAUGGGACAUAUCUGGAGAAAAUAAAGAAAGCCCUUAUAGCCUUGUACCAAUGAAGAAGGCUUUUAGUGGCACUUUUAUUGUUGCUGGGGGUUAUGAUAGAGAAGAAGGCAACAGGGCUGUGAUUGAGAACAGGACAAAUCUUGUUGCAUAUGGUCGUUUGUUUUUGGCUAAUCCAGAUUUGCCUAAGAGAUUUGAGCUUGAUGCACCACUAAACAAGCACAAUAGGGACACUUUCUACACUUCUGAUCCAGUUAUAGGUUAUACUGACUACCCCUUUCUUGAAAGCAUUGUUUAAGAAUCACAUGAUUGAGGAGUGUUCCUUAGUCAAUUUCUC